AUGGAUGACCCUCACGCGACGCGACAGGAUCUUUUGACGAGGUGCGACACAGAUGGAGUGGCAGGUCUGCGCAAAGUGGCGUGUUGUAUCCGUGGCGAGACGACGCACGACGGACACGGCGGCAAGCUGGGCCUGCUCACCCUCGACCCGGACCAUGCGCCCCAUGUGCGCGUCGAGAAUGCCGAGUGGGGCCUGGACCGUCUCCAAAAGAUCGAGGUCGUGUACGACGAGCAAAGGGACGCCUAUCGACUUCUGAUGGCGGCCAAUCCCCACCUCGGCCUGUGCUGCCAACCGGACCGCCGAGCCGAGUGGGACACGCCUAGGAGACGUCAGAGCAGGACCGGCAAGGACCUAAGCCUCGGCGAGCAUCCGAGUUGGUUCAAGAUCGAAUGCGAGGCCUGCGACGAGCACAGCUGCUGGUACACUAUCCGACCGCUGAUGGAUCAGGAACAGGAGUGCAAGAAAGCCGGACCGACGGAAGCGGCAGCGGUGCCCGUCUGGAACGAUCGUGGCGAUGUCGAUAACAGCCAGAGCGGGCCGGCUGCGAGGCCGCCGGCGUCGGCGGUUCGAGGAGCGCUGGGCGAAUGGAACGUGACGCCCAUCAAGGACUCGCACUUUCCGCCACCCUACCCCGUUCACCUCAUCUGGCGAUCUUGCGAGCGUCAAGCUCCCACCUGGUGCUUUAUGAGGAUCUGA
Molecule: messenger RNA, 696 nt
Organism: Pseudozyma flocculosa PF-1
Lineage: Eukaryota; Fungi; Basidiomycota; Ustilaginomycetes; Ustilaginales; Ustilaginaceae
Exons: 4
Coding region: 1-696 (231 amino acids)
Source: RefSeq, a predicted model, not a curated record